CGGCAAGAAUGGCGCCUGCGCACUGGGGUAUGUGAGCAUGGUGUCGCGGAGAGUGGGAACUGGUUACUGGAGCUAAGGAUGGGCUUGUUUUGGAGCAACUGGUCCGGACGAGAGCCUUCACGGUGCUGCUGAUCGCGGGAGCGAGAGGGGCCCGGGCUGUGGGCCGCGCCGGGUACCGGUCGGGGCUGAAAGCUGCCAGGCUGGCACACAGAAGACGCAUGGCGCCGGCUUGCGCGACGGGAUCGGUGGCAGCGGAAUUAAGGAACCGCACUCAAGAUGAAUUUAAAAGAAUUCUGCAAAAGCGUAUCAUGGUGCUGGAUGGAGGGAUGGGUACCAUGAUUCAGCAAUGUAAACUUGACGAAGAUGAUUAUCGUGGUGAGGAAUUCAAAGAUCAUCUUCGGCCGUUAAGAGGGAAUAAUGACCUUCUCAGUAUAACACAAGCAGACAUUAUCUGCAGAAUUCAUGAGGAGUAUUUGCUGGCUGGAGCAGACAUCGUGGAGACAAACACCUUCAGUAGUACGAGAGUUGCACAAGCUGACUAUGGAUUGGAGCAUUUGGUUUAUCGACUAAACAGAACUGCAGCAGAGCUGGCCAGGAAGGUGGCUGAUGAUGUAGGAGCACAAACAGGUAUCCGAAGAUUUGUGGCUGGGGCAAUAGGACCAACCAACAAAACACUGUCAGUAUCACCAUCUGUGGAGAGACCAGACUACAGAAACAUAACAUUUGAUGAGUUAGUUGAAGCUUAUGAAGAACAGGCCAGGGGCUUACUUGAUGGUGGGGUUGACCUUCUCCUAGUGGAGACCAUCUUUGAUACAGCAAAUGCAAAGGCUGCCUUGUUUGCCAUACAACAGUUGUUUGCAGAGCAGUAUGAGCCCAGGCAUAUUCUAAUUUCUGGAACAAUAGUGGAUAAGAGUGGGCGCACUCUUUCUGGUCAGACAGCAGAAGCAUUUGUCGUCAGUGUAUCUCAUGCAAAACCACUUUGCAUAGGAUUAAAUUGUGCUUUGGGAGCUGUGGAAAUGAGACCAUUCAUAGAAGCAAUUGGAAAAUGCACAACUGCCUUUGUGUUAUGCUAUCCCAAUGCAGGGCUUCCCAAUUCAUUUGGAGGAUAUGAUGAAACACCUGAAAUCACAUCAAAGCACCUUAAGGAAUUUGCCAUGGAUGGGCUGGUGAACAUCGUUGGAGGUUGUUGUGGAACAACUCCAGCUCACAUCCGGGCAAUAGCAGAAGCAGUACGGAAAUGUAGGCCAAGAAUUCCUCCUCCUUCUGUUUUUGAAGACUUCUUGUUGCUGUCUGGCCUUGAACCUUUCAGAAUUGGUCCAUACACCAACUUUGUCAACAUUGGAGAACGCUGUAAUGUGGCAGGAUCUAAAAAGUUUGCUAAACUUAUAAUGGCAGGUAAUUAUGAGGAAGCCUUGAAUAUAGCAAAGAUCCAAAUCAAUAAGGGAGCUCAGAUCCUGGAUAUCAACAUGGAUGAUGGAAUGUUAGAUGGCAAGAGUGCUAUGGUCAGAUUUUGUAACCUUGUCUCAACAGAGCCAGAUGUUGCCAAGAUCCCAGUUUGUAUAGAUUCUUCUAAUUUCAGUGUGAUUGCAGCAGGCUUAAAGUGUUGUCAAGGCAAAUGCCUUGUUAAUAGUAUCAGUCUGAAGGAUGGAGAAGACGACUUUCUGGCGAAAGCACGAAUAGUUAAACAAUUUGGAGCUGCUGUUGUGAUAAUGGCAUUUGAUGAAAAAGGGCAGGCUACUGAUAUUGAUUCCAAAGUGGCAAUAUGCACUAGAGCCUAUUAUUUGCUUGUGAACAAAGUCCAAUUCAACCCUAAUGAUAUAGUAUUUGAUCCAAAUAUACUCACUAUUGGAACUGGAAUGGAGGAGCAUCGUCUCUAUGCUGCAAACUUUAUCAAAGCUACUUCAAUUAUAAAGGGAACACUACCUGGCGUCAAAGUAAGUGGAGGUCUUUCAAAUCUGUCCUUCGCGUUUCGUGGAAUGGAGGCAAUCCGAGGAGCCAUGCACAGUGUGUUCCUUUAUCACGCCAUCAAGGCAGGGAUGGAUAUGGGAAUUGUGAAUGCAGGGAACCUGCUUGUUUAUGAUGACAUAGACAAAGAACUUCUCGAGUUAUGUGAGAAUUUGAUCUGGAACAAAGACCCUGAUGCUACUGAGAAAUUGCUCCAUUAUGCACAGAAUCAUGCCAGAAGUGGAAAAAUCGUAGUAGCCACUGAUGAAUGGAGGAAUGGUACCGUUGAGGAACGUCUUGAAUAUGCUCUUGUUAAGGGUAUAGAGACGUACGUAAUCGAAGAUACAGCAGAAGCAAGAGCCAAUCAGCACAAGUACCCCAGGCCCCUGCAUAUAAUAGAAGGCCCUCUGAUGAAUGGCAUGAAAACGGUGGGGGAAUUGUUUGGAGCAGGAAAGAUGUUUCUUCCACAGGUCAUUAAAUCUGCUCGUGUGAUGAAGAAAGCUGUCAAUUAUCUUAUCCCUUUCAUGGAGCAGGAGAAAGAGAAAGUGUUGAUGCAGACGGGACAUUCUGAAGAAGCUAGCCCAUACCAAGGAACCAUUGUGUUAGCCACUGUCAAGGGGGAUGUUCAUGACAUUGGCAAGAAUAUUGUUAGUGUGGUGCUAGGCUGCAACAAUUUCAGAGUAAUUGACUUGGGUGUUAUGACUCCAUGUGAUAAAAUACUCCAAACUGCUAUCGACUAUAAAGCAGAUAUUAUUGGCCUGUCUGGUCUUAUCACACCAUCUUUGGAUGAAAUGAUACAUGUUGCUAAGGAAAUGGAACGGAUAGGUUUGAAAAUGCCUUUGCUAAUAGGUGGAGCAACAACCUCAAAAACACACACAGCUGUCAAAAUUGCACCAAGGUACAAUGCACCAGCAAUUCAUGUUCUCGAUGCUUCUAAAAGUGUUGUUGUGUGCUCUCAACUUCUAGACGAUGACCUCAAAGAUGACUACUUUGAGGAAGUAACUGAAGAAUAUGAAGAGAUUCGACAUAAUUAUUAUGAGUAUUUAAUGGAGAGAAAAUACUUAACUUUAGAGCAAGCCAGGAAGCAAGCAUUUCACAUCGACUGGCUCUCCUAUCCUAAACCAGUAAAGCCAAUGUUCAUUGGCACCCAAUCCUUUAAUGAGUAUGACCUAUGGAGACUGACAAGCUACAUUGAUUGGAAACCUUUCUUCGAUGUUUGGCAACUGAAAGGGAAGUACCCAAAUCGGGGAUUUCCUAAAAUCUUUAAAGACAAAACAGUGGGUGAAGAAGCCAAGAAGCUUUUUCAAGAUGCACAGAAUAUGAUGAACAAACUGAUCGAAGAGAAGAAGUUGAAGGCCAGAGGAAUUAUAGGGUUCUGGCCAGCUCAGAGUGUUGGGGAUGACAUAUACUUGUUUAAAGAGGAUAAUUUCCCUCGCAAAGGUGAACCUGUGGCAAAGUUUUAUGGCUUACGACAACAGGCAGAAAAAGACUCCUUUAGUACAGAAAAGUACUGCUGUAUUUCCGACUUCAUUGCACCCAGGGACUCGGAUGUGCCAGAUUACAUCGGCAUGUUUGCGGUUGCGUGCUUUGGUGCUGAGUUGCUGAGCAAACAGUACGAAAAGGAGGGUGAUGACUACAGCAGCAUAAUGGUGAAAGCUCUGGCCGACAGACUGGCUGAAGCCUUUGCUGAAGAAAUGCAUGCAAGAGUCCGUAAGGAAUUUUGGGGCUAUUCUCCUGAUGAGAACCUCACUGUUGCAGAUUUGCAUCGAAUCAAGUAUGUGGGAAUCCGCCCGGCUCCAGGGUACCCAAUCCAGCCGGAUCACACUGAAAAGAUAACAAUGUGGAAGCUGGCUGAAGUUGAGGAGAGCACAGGCAUUGCGAUGACUGAAUCCUUGGCCAUGACUCCUGCAGCUGCAGUCUCGGGGCUUUACUUUUCCAAUCCGGAGGCUACAUAUUUUGCAGUGGGAAAAAUUACAAAGGAUCAGGUUGAAGAUUAUGCCACCAGAAAGCAAAUGAAAGUAGAGGAUGUAGAGAAAUGGCUUAGACCUAUUUUGGGAUAUGAUACAGAUUCAUGAUACCUUCUGAUGGUUUGUCUUGACUGAGCACAAUUUGCUAAGUUAAUCAUGAAGCCAGAGAAUGUUGCAGAUACUCAGCUGGCAAGAACUCAGCGUGGAGGGAAAUAAACAGUCAAUAUUUUGGGCCAAGUCUCUUCAUCCGGACUGGAAAGAAACCAGGCAGAACCCAGAAUGGGAAAGUGGAGGAAGGGGAGUUGCACAAGGUGACUGGUGAGAGGGGAGACCAAAUGACGGGGAAGGUGGAUGCAGUGGGGGUGGGGGAAGGGGGAGAUGAUGCAAGUCUGUUGGGGUCAUUUAUCGCAUGCAUUGUUCCCACCUGUACAUCGGUGAGUCCCAGUUCAAUCUGUCAUUCCUGCACCAAUACAACUAGGGCCUCUUCUGCUAUGAUGAAGCUAAACACAGGCUGGAGGAGAAAUACAUCAUAUUUUGUUUGGGUUACUGCCAACCUGAUGGCGUGAACAUUGAUUUCCCCAAGUUCCUGUAACCAGUCCACUCUAUUUUACAUGCCCACAGACAGACAUACUUUAUUGAUCCCGAGGGAAAUUGGGUUUUGUUACAUUCGCACCAACCGAGAAUAGUGUAGAAUUAUAGCAAUAUAAAACCAUGACUAAUUUAAUAAUAAUAAGUUAAAUCAUGCCAUGUGGAAAUUAGUCCAGGACCAGCCUAUUGGCUCAGGGUGUUUGACACUCUGAGGGAGGUGUUGUAAAGUUUGAUGGCCACAGGCAGGAAUGACUUCCUAUGACACUCAGUGUUGCAUCUCGGUGGAAUGAGUCUCUGGCUGAAUAUUUCCCUAUUCCCCUCCCUAUUUCUGCAUUUCCCCCAUUUUGGUGAUACUCUCUUCCCUUGUUCUCCCAACACAUUAUUCCCUUCAGCUUCCCUACCUCCUUCCCUACAUUCCAUGGUUCACUGUCCUCUAUCAUGUUCCUUCUACAGCUCUUCCACUUACCACCACACACCCCCAUCACCUCCACACCACUUUAUUAUGGCUUCUGUCCCCUUCCUUUUCGGGUCCUGAUGGAGAAUUUCAGCCCAAAAUGUCAAUGGUUUAUUUCCCUCCAUCGAUACUGCGUGACGCAGUUUCCCCAACAUUGCUCAAGGUUUCCAGCAGCUGCAGAAUAUAGUUUCUUAGACAUAGUCUUCCUCACCAAUGGUGCUGACACUGUUAAUGAUGUUGCAAGGAAAAAGACUUUAGCACAGAAAUUUGGAACAAUGGUUCUGAACUUAGUGGAAUUUUCAUGAAACCUUAAUAUGUUUAAGAAUGGAAUUAAACAACAUGGUAAGAAUCUGCUUUAUUUUCCCUUUCUCAUUUGCACCCCCUCCCCCAUGGACUAUAAUAUUACCAACAGGUACUUCAUCUUCAGAGAUCAAGAAACAAUCUACCAAGAUGAAGGGGUGUGAGGAAAACUGAAAUAAGUAGGUUAUACUGCAGUUACAGUUUGAACUGCAAGUUGUGUUAGGUUUCUUAUAAUCUUUAGGUUAGAAUUCUCUCUCUUUUAGGACAGGAACCUUAGUCAGUUUAAAUUGCUAAGUGUGAAUGAUCCUUCAGGAGACCUAAUUCAUUUGCCAGAAUGAGUGCUACCUUUGUGGCUCACUUUCUGAAACUCAUCUAAUUUGUCAGUACCUCCAGAAUUCUAUAUGAUAAGCUUAUCCUCUGGGGAAAAAAGUAGAACCAUUCAGCCAAUAAUCUUUCUCAUUUAGUUCUUCUACCUCGGAUUGGUAUUGGUACGUAUUCCUGAAAUAGAUCAGAUUUUAAACAACAAAGACGGUCAUUAUGGUACUGGUUAUGAUUCUCCCAAAUCAGCAGGGAUGACUUUUGAAUUGCUUUAGCUCAAAAGCAAAGAAGCAUUUUGCUCAUCAUUUAAUGUUCUACAUGAAAGUGUGCCUCAUUGUUGAAAGAACCAAGAAUGGUGGGAGAUGGGGAAACAAUCAUGGGAGACCUUCAAGAUCCAUCCAGUCACCAGGAUUCUAAAGGACAUCACUGCUUUGGUAUUUGAUACCCCUUCUGUGUAUUAACAAAAGUAUUGAUGGGUCAAAUUUCUGAAAAAAUCUCCAUUAUGGUCCUCUGGGUGGAAAAAAAGAAAUUUUUCCUCAGGUAGUUUCAAAACCUCUUAACUCCUUAAACCUAUAUACUUUUCUCCCCAUGGUAGCUUCUUCCCAUCUCUGAAUUGUGUAACUGCAAGUGCAGCUAGCU
Molecule: messenger RNA, 6210 nt
Organism: Hypanus sabinus (Atlantic stingray)
Lineage: Eukaryota; Metazoa; Chordata; Chondrichthyes; Myliobatiformes; Dasyatidae
Gene: mtr
Product: 5-methyltetrahydrofolate-homocysteine methyltransferase
Exons: 33
Coding region: 219-4019 (1266 amino acids)
Biological process (GO): pteridine-containing compound metabolic process
Molecular function (GO): methionine synthase activity; cobalamin binding; zinc ion binding
Source: RefSeq, a predicted model, not a curated record